UUACCUUUUCUUCCCUCCAAGGCUCUGACCCUUGGAGAGCAAAAGGCUCACACAACAAAGCCAAAAACUGCUCAUUUGCAUUUCUGUUUCCAGGUUACGGCAGAUCACAUCAUUUUCCAUGAUACAGAAACAUCAAGUGACUUGAAUGAAGAGUGUAUCUGCAGUAUGGAGCUCCCUGACACUGCCUUUCCUACAAGUAUGGUUACUUUCCUUGAAAGGGCCUUGGGAAAUUUCACCUCUACUGGUGGCAUCGAGGAAGAAAAGGUUUCAAAAAUUCAUUUUAGAAUCAUAGAAUUUCAGAACAAACUGGAUAACCUGACUAAAAUAAUAAAUCAGUAUGAAGGGAAAGGCUUUAAGGAUAAUGCAGACUAUCUGAGAGUCCAAGGUACGAUUGCAGAGUUGGAAAACAUUGGCAAAGACCUGAGUAUCAUCCUGAAUGCAACCGAUGGGGGAAUUGAUCGGCUGAUCGGUGAGAUCAACAAUAUCUCCAGCAUGGUGUGGCAGCUGGAAACUUUUGAUGAAAACAAUGUGCUGGCAACACGAAGGGAAAUUGACUCCAUCCGUAAACAACUGGCUGAUUGUGAAGAAGCUGCUGGAAAUCCCAAUUUUGGACUACCUUCCGCUGGUCUCACACGACCUGCGAUUGGAACCUGUAAUGACAAAAUCUUGCUCAAUGUUAGCAAGCCAUUCAUAGUGAAACUCAACUGGCGAGGGUUCAGUUACAAAUCUGGUGGUUGGGGCAAGGACUUUGCUUUGAACAACAAAAAUCCAGGCUUAUAUUGGGUUGCUCCACUCAACACUGAUGAACGUAUAAUGGAGACCUAUCGCGUUUACAACACUUAUAAUGACCUACUGUUAUACAAAAAUCAAGUGGAAAGAACCCUUUCCCAACAGAUUGGGCUCACCUGGAACUUUAUCAACUGUGGACAGGGGAGUGGGAUGGUCUUGUACAACGGCACCUUGUAUUACAACUGCUACAAUUCCAGGAACCUGUGCAAACAGAAGCUGUCAAACAAUCAUAUUAAACGCCAGAAACUGGGCCUUGCUGUUUUCAACAACUGGUUCUCCUACAAUGGUAUCGGUUGGCAGGACUUUGAUUUUGCUGGUGAUGAGAAGGGCCUGUGGAUAACGUAUUCCACAGAGAAAAGUAAGGGGAAGAUAAUCAUUGGGAAAUUAGAUCCUAAGACUAUGGAGGUAACAAAGACUUGGGAAACUUCCUUGAACAAGCCUGAAGUAACCAACACGUUCAUGAUCUGUGGGAUACUGUAUGCCCUCAAGCGAGUGAGUGCACAUAAGGAAUUAAUAUUUUAUAUGUACAACACCGAAACAAGCAAAGAAACCAAUUUAGAAAUUACCAUGGAGAAACUCGCAGAUGUAGCACAAAGUGUGAACUACAAUCCCAAUGAUCAAAAGUUAUACAUGUACAACAGCGGCUACCUGGUGACUUACGACAUAAUGUUCAGCUUUACUCCCCCGAAAGCCAAGCGCAGUGUGCCCAGCAAUGAAAGGCAAAAGACUCUUACUGUAUCUAGACGAGGCAGGUGGUAACUUGCAGUAAUAUAACAGAGAAGUAAGGACAGGCUUGCCUGUAACUCAUUUACUGGCAGUAUAAAAAUGCAUAAAUAAAACCAGAAAC
This is a messenger RNA of Sphaerodactylus townsendi, 1636 nucleotides long. Its product is annotated as olfactomedin-like. Lineage: Eukaryota; Metazoa; Chordata; Lepidosauria; Squamata; Sphaerodactylidae. Gene Ontology annotation, biological process: signal transduction. The annotation marks the transcript as partial. The record is from RefSeq and is a predicted model, not a curated record. The transcript has 4 exons.